Molecule: messenger RNA, 712 nt
Organism: Mercurialis annua (annual mercury)
Lineage: Eukaryota; Viridiplantae; Streptophyta; Magnoliopsida; Malpighiales; Euphorbiaceae
Product: PLAT domain-containing protein 2-like
Exons: 2
Coding region: 135-620 (161 amino acids)
Molecular function (GO): protein binding
Source: RefSeq, a predicted model, not a curated record
UUCUCUUUUAUACUAUGUGUGUGGAUUAAUUUGUGGGCAUUACAAAUGUGUGCAUCACGUUGUUUCUUUUCGUUAAUGACGGGCGCUAUAAAUAUUGAUGCUGCCUAACAAGUAAUAAAGCAUAGAAAAAAAAAAUGGCAGCUGUUUUUUACAUUCUCUCCUUUCUCCUCAUCCUCUCAUUGUCCGGCGUCGUUGUUUCCGAGUCAUGCGAUUAUUCGAUAUAUAUAAAGACCGGAUCGAGAGAUAAUGCAGGAACGGACGCCAAGAUAAGUCUUAAAUUCUCAAAUAGGGAGGAUCUUACUAUAAAUAUUCGAAACCUAGAGGAGUAUGGUGCAAUGGGGGCCGGCUAUAACUAUUUUGAACAAGGUCAAUUGGACAUAUUCACUUAUUCAGGACCAUGCUCUGCCAUUCAAGUCUGUUAUAUGGAGUUGAGUCAUGAUAAUAGUGGUAAUAAGCCUGGCUGGUAUGUUAACUACGUUGAAAUCACGUCGUCCGGCGAUCCACUAGUAUCAUCAACGACGCACUUCGACGUCGAACAAUGGCUUGCUCUUGAUGAGACACCACAUCAGCUAUCUACUAGCAGGGAUUUGUGUGCUAAUACUUAUGUUUAUGGUGUUUAGUUCUUUCUUUAUUUUAAUAAUCUUCGUAUCUUGAUGCUCUACUUUGCUUCCAAUUAUAUGCUAGAAUAAAUAAGAUUUUCUAUUCAAGUUGA